Messenger RNA from Sturnus vulgaris (Common starling), 2746 nucleotides. It is a transcript of the gene PHAX, whose product is annotated as phosphorylated adaptor for RNA export. The record is from RefSeq and is a predicted model, not a curated record. Gene Ontology annotation, biological process: snRNA export from nucleus. NCBI's taxonomy places the organism in Eukaryota, Metazoa, Chordata, Aves, Passeriformes, Sturnidae. Gene Ontology annotation, cellular component: nucleus.
AUGGCGCAGGAGCUGCGGGGCAUGGACGGCGACGUGGAGGAUGGCGAGCUGUCCGGCUCCGACUCGGACAUGCCCGGCGUCGGCUCCCCCGGAGAGAAGCUGCACGCUAGCAGUGAUUCCUGCAGGCCCUUCCAGAGCAGCCUCUCAUCCUGUGCUCCCAGCGUUCCUUACAGGACCACCAAGAGCUUGGACUCCAGCGAGGACAGCGCCUCCGACUCCGAUGACGACAGCUGCCUGUGGAAGAGAAAGAGGCAGAAGUGCUUCAACGUCUCCCCUGCCAAACCCGAGCCCUUCCAGGUCAGCCAGAGCCACCAAAAACAGACUGCUCUGCGUGGCAAGAAGGUCAACAACAUCUGGGGCGCGGUGCUCCAGGAGCAGAACCAGGACGCAGUGGCGACUGAGCUUGGGAUUCUCGGCAUGGACGGUUCAAUUGACAGGAGCAGGCAGUCUGAGACUUACAACUACCUGCUGGCUAAAAAGCUGAUGAAGGAAGCCCAGCAGAAGGAGGCAGAGACUUUGGAUAAGGAGCUGGAUGAAUACAUGCACGAUGACAAGAAGACGCUGGCAGCAGAGGAGGAGAACGGGCAGGGCUUCCUCAAACGGAAGCGGCCCGUGAGAGACAGGCUGGGAGAAAGGCAAGAGAUGAAAUAUAAGGGAAGGUAUGAGAUAACAGAGGAAGAUUCGGAGGAAAAAGUGGCAGAUGAAAUUGCUUAUCGACUUUGUGAGCCAAAGAAAGACUUAAUUGCUCGAGUAGUGAAAAUAAUUGGGAAGAGAAAAGCCAUCGAGCUGCUGAUGGAAACAGCAGAAGUGGAGCAGAAUGGUGGACUGUUCAUCGUGAAUGGCACCAGGAGAAGAACACCUGGAGGUGUUUAUUUAAACCUGCUGAAGAACACACCGAGCAUCAAAGAAGAACAAAUCAAGGAAAUAUUCUAUCUGGAAAACCAGAAGGAGUAUGAAAACAAAAAAGCUGCCAAGAAGAGGAGGAUACAAGUUCUGGGGAAGAAGAUGAAAAAGGCCAUCAAGGGGCUUAACCUGCAGGAGUAUGAUGAUGCAUCUCGUGAGACUUUUGCCAGUGACACAAACGAGGCUCUGGCUUCCCUGGAUGACCUGCAGGAGGGGCACCACGAGGCAAAGAUGGAACCUGAGGAUACCAUUGAAAUUGAUAAUGCCCACGAUUUGGAGAUCUUUUAGUUAUGAUAUUCUUGAUAACAGAGUCUCUAUAAAAACAUGUUAAAUAAGCCUUUCUUGUAAUCCUGCGACUUCUCGUUUUCGACGUAUGGGGAAUACUUGAUGCUGAAAAAUAGGAGGUAAUUCUUAGCUAAAUUUAACAGCAUGAAAGAGUUUUAAUUGUCCUGUUACUUGUUUGCUGAGUCCUCAGAAACUGUCAACAUUUUUCUAGAUAACAGCCCUGCAUCACUUUAGGAAGUGUUUUUAGUCAGGUGUUAAGGCUGUGUUUUAACCAAAUAAUUACCUUUUAAUUUGCUGAAGCACACAAAGUCAUCAGGUGAGCAAUGCUCUUUACUACAGAUGAACAGAAAAACAGUAUGAAUUUAGUCUUGAUAUAAAAGAUCAUAUAUUCUUAAUGUGGCAGUGUAUUGACAAAACCAGCAGUAUUUAUAGAAUUAAGACCUGUUGAUUUGUGAAAUAAUUUUAGUGGACCUUUGAAUAAGAACCUUGUAAAUAAGCAGUAUUGAGCAAUGUAUGUUUCAGAUUUCUGCAGUUUUAUUCCUUGUAUUCCAGUGGUGACUUGAGCUUCCUAUCUGUUCUGUCUAAACAUUUUCCAUGAUUAGACACACACCUAAGUUCCAUGGAUCUUUUUGUUUCCAGAGAAAUAUAACUGAAAGCUUUCAGAGUAGUGAGAUUUUACUAAGCUGUGUUCCCUUCAAGGGUCUGUAGACUGUACAUGCAGAUAUAAACCCUUUACCCUGCAGUUCUUGUUUCUGUCCUCUUCCUGUGUGCAGUGAGAUAAUGUGCAGCUUGCAGAAAAUCUGGAGUUUUUCUGUGCUGACUCUCGCAGGGGAUAUUUUUUUUUAAUUUACUUGAUGCAGGAAACUGCUGUGUAGUUUGUUAGUUCAACCGAAAUAUAUUUUUAUGUUGAAUAUUGUUUUUAAUAUAGUUGAAGAACAUGUGUAACACUGAUGUCUAAAGUAUUUUGUUACUAAUAAGUUGUGGCAUUUUUGUGACUAGACACUAUUCAGCCCAACUUUUGUGCAUAAAUUUUGUUCACCUUCGGGUCCUUGAGUUUCAGAAGGAAAGUGUGUCAGUAUAACACAUAAUCAGUUUAUAGGAUUGAACAAUUCAGUACUACCAAGAGCUGGCAUUUAAAGGAUUGCAGCAUUUGAAGAAACACUUCUUACACAUAACAGCACAUUCCAUUACUUGCCUUACUAAACCUGGGUUUUGACUUUUCUGCUUUUUUUCUGUUCACAUGAAACAAAGCUCCUAAUUGUUAAAAAGUUACUCAUCAGAUGUGCAGCAUGCCUUUGCUGUUAGUAGUUGCUCGUGCUGAAAUAACAGAAUUUCUAAUUUUUUUCGUUAAUUUUCCUGACCAGUGAUGGUCACACUAAACCGAUAACUCUUAUAAGGGAAACAGAAUUUUGUGCUGUUUAAUUGCUUUGAGACUGUACCAUUUCGCCCUGGUUUUUGGGACCUGCUUGGGGAUAUGUCUUAACUGUUUUCUGGAUAGAAUCAGCAAAUUGCAACAUUGUUUUAAGCAAUUUUUUUAUGUUAUGUGAUUUGCACUGUG